Molecule: messenger RNA, 1158 nt
Organism: Prorocentrum cordatum
Lineage: Eukaryota; Dinophyceae; Prorocentrales; Prorocentraceae
Source: the annotation of a GenBank genome assembly
AUGAUUGGCACACUCCGCAUGCACGGGGUGCCGUGGGUCGGGAAGUCCAGAGUUGGCAAGAGCAACGGUUCGAAAACGCUUGCUUGGGUUCAUUCGGCGCACAGCAUACAGAAGAAGGGCGCCGCCGAUGAGAUCGCUUUCCUGACGGUGAAGCACGUGGAUUUCUUCAGGUGCGAGCCAACGACGGAGAUCCUCCCUGGCAUUUUCGACGACGUUGGCAAGAGCAACGGUUCGAAAACGCUUGCUUGGGUUCAUUUGGCGCACAGCAUACAGAAGAAGGGCGCCGCCGAUGAGAUCGCUUUCCUGACGGUGAAGCACGUGGAUUUCUUCAAGUGCGAGCCGACGACGGAGAUCCUCCCUGGCAUUUUCGACGACGGCCUGCUUCAGAAGGUAUCCGCUGAUGUGCUCAAGGCUUUCUUGAACCCCAAGGGAGAGCACGCUCUGCUGUGGGCUCGGUGGGGCGGCUGCGCUUUCGAGCAAGGGCCGUGCAGACAGGCCGUCGCGAACCCCUACGACCGCGACGCGGAGAAGGCGGCGCUGGACGCCGCGACGCUAAACGAGUACGGCCUCGACCUGCUCAAGCGUAUCAUCGCGCCGUCUCUGGGGGAUGUCAGGACAGAGGAGGACUUCCACGCCGUCCUCGCCAGGGCGCACGUGAUCGUGGUGACGGACCUCGGCGUGCAUUGGCGCGUGGCAUCCGCCAACCUGCAGGAUGGUGCAGAGUUCAUGCCGUGGCCCAACCCCAGGAGCCCCGACCUCUUCGUCAGCGAAGUGCGGGACACGACGUCGCCAGCCAUCCGCCCGCUCCCCUCAGACUACGCCGAAAAGAUGGCUUGGUCGAUUGGGUGCAUGAGCAAUGUGGUCGCGGGCCUUGACGUGCCCACUAUUGCGACUGUCCAUGUUGCUCCUAUCUUCGGCGAUGGCCCUGCGCGCGUUGUCUCCGCUGUCGGCAACGUUUCAGGGUUCGAUCCAGGCGCGGCCAGCGCUCCGCCAGCCGCCGCGGCCGCUUCGGCGUUUCCCCAGCCGCCAACCGAGUUGUCCCAGGAGGAGGCCGCGUUCGGCUUCGGCGGCGGAAGGGGCGAACCGCCAGAAGACAGCUCGCGCGCCGCCAGCUCCGCGCAGCCCAACAUCGCUGGGCGUUGCGGCGAGCUCACCUAG